AUGAAUACUUAACAAAUAUAAUAUUUCUAUAAGCCUCCAACUAGUCCAUAGCAAUUUACAUCCAGAAUGUAUAAUUACUAUUAAACAUCUAAAAAGGACAAUUAUUGAUUAGAUUUCUCCCAUCAGAGAUAUUAUAUUACCAAACACCAAUCGUGCAAGCCAAAAUACUACCAGAAAUAGUGCUAGAGGUAUUCCUUAAUUGAUUACUACUAAAACUCAGCCUUCAAUCACAAGGGAAUCUUGUUAAAUCACUAGAGAAUCUAUUCAUAUUAAAUAAACUUCUUAAAUGCCUAUAGAUUAUAUUUCUAAAGCUAUUUUUUAAUUAACUUAAAUUAAACAGAAAUAUGAUAAAACACUUGAAUCACAAAUUGAUUCCAUUAUUAUAAUGCUUAAGACUUAAACUUUUGAUAAAGAAAACUAUAAUCCUAAUCAAGAGCUGAAAUAGCAAAUUAUCUCUCUUUAAUCAAGCAACGAAAAACUAUAAAAUGAACUUCUUCAUAAAAAAUGUGAUAAAAAAACCAUUUAAAAUUUAGAAUAAGUUAUUCUUAAUCUUGAAUCUUAAUAAAAAUCCAUUACUAAUUAAAGAGAUAGUCUUAAAGCAGAGAAUGAAAAAUUAUAACUAAAAUUAUUAAAUAAAGAACAACUAUUCAUAUCCUUAUAAUAGGAAGUAUAAUAAUAAAGAAACUCAUACUAACCUUAUGAAUUACUUUAUAAUUAAUAGAAAUAAAAAAUUUUAGAACUAGAAGAAUUGAUAUCUUCUUUUAAAUAAAUUAACUGCUAGGAAAAUGCAGUUAAAUAAUAAGAUUAUUAUGAUCUUAAAUGGAAAUUUGAAUAGUCAAGUAUUAAAAUAUUUAUAUAUUAGUCAUUGCUUAUUAAAGAAAAGACAAGGAUCUAUAAUCUAAAAUUGAAGAAAUCAAAAGACUAAAAAAUUAAAUUGAAUAGUUAUUAAAGAAAAAUCAAUUACUUGAAAUUAAAUUGCUUGAAAUAAUGGAAUCAGAAGUAAAACAAAGAAUAAUAUUAUGA
Molecule: messenger RNA, 1023 nt
Organism: Paramecium sonneborni
Lineage: Eukaryota; Ciliophora; Oligohymenophorea; Peniculida; Parameciidae
Source: the annotation of a GenBank genome assembly